GAUGGCCGAGAGUCCGGGACGAAAGUGAGGGAGGAAACAAAAACAGUGGCGAGCUAUCGUUGCCGCAGAUGGCAGACCUGUAGAGCUCCUGGAGACAAGUGAGUGCGGAGAUAAAACGAGGAGGGGACCGCUUUGACAGAGUCCAACCCGCAGCUGACGGAGCGUUUGUCUGGACGCCUGCGAGCUAGCAAGCUAACCAUGCUAGCUGGCUGACAACACCGAUAACGAGAGAAUAGGCUUUGAGAAAGUGACACCGAGGUCAUUGUGAAAUAAAUAGUUAUUGCUACGUCUUCACGGAAUAAGAAUUGUUGCAGCGGGAGGACUUCUGAAGAGCGGGAAAACGGAUUUAAUGCGCUAUAGCUAACUAGCGCUGUUAGCCUGUUGGUUAGCACGCUAACAUUGCGGAUUUCUUGUUUGCAGCUUCGGAGUUAGCAUUAGUCUGUUGGCUGGCUCAGCUGGGUUUUUUUGGGGGGGUGACUUGGUACACCAGCGCGUGAGGGAAGGACAUAUUUCUCUCUGCGUAGAGUUACAUUACACGGUGAGACUUUUUUUUAAAUAGGCCUGGAGGACUGCUAACAGCCGGGAGUGUAAACAUUAAGCCGAAUCGAGGAGCUCUCAGCCCGGCGUUGUCGGACGAGGAUUAGCAUCAUCAUGGCCCACUCUCCUGUCCAGACUAACCUGCCGGGGAUGCAGAAUAUCAAAGCGGACCCGGAGGAGCUGUUCACCAAGCUGGAGCGCAUCGGCAAGGGCUCCUUCGGCGAGGUGUUCAAAGGCAUCGACAAUCGCACCCAGAAAGUGGUGGCCAUCAAGAUCAUCGACCUAGAAGAGGCGGAGGAUGAGAUCGAGGACAUCCAGCAGGAGAUCACGGUGCUGAGCCAGUGCGAUAGCCCCUUCGUCACAAAGUACUACGGUUCAUACCUAAAGGACACAAAGUUAUGGAUCAUCAUGGAGUAUUUAGGCGGAGGCUCUGCAUUAGAUUUGUUGGACGCUGACACCAAUAGAAAGACGGAAAGGAAAAAUGGAGGGAAAAGAAAAAUGGAGCCCGGCACUCUGGAUGAGACCCAGAUUGCCACGAUCCUGAGGGAGAUCCUCAAGGGGCUGGAGUAUCUGCACUCUGAGAAGAAGAUCCACAGAGAUAUCAAAGCUGCCAAUGUGCUGCUGUCCGAGCAAGGAGAGGUGAAACUGGCGGAUUUCGGGGUGGCGGGCCAGCUCACCGACACACAGAUCAAACGCAACACCUUUGUGGGCACGCCCUUCUGGAUGGCCCCCGAGGUUAUCAAACAGUCAGCAUACGACUCAAAGGCUGAUAUCUGGUCUCUGGGCAUCACGGCCAUCGAGCUGGCGAAAGGCGAGCCGCCCCACUCAGAACUCCAUCCCAUGAAGGUUUUAUUCCUCAUCCCAAAGAACAACCCGCCCACACUGGAGGGCAACUACAGCAAACCGCUCAAGGAGUUUGUUGAGGCCUGUCUCAACAAAGAGCCCAGUUUUAGGCCAACUGCCAAAGAGCUGUUGAAGCAUAAGCUGAUUGUUCGCCAUGCGAAAAAGACUUCCUACCUGACUGAGCUGGUGGACAAGUACAAGAGGUGGAAGGCAGAGCAGUCCAGAACCACAGAGUCGAGUUCUGAUGAGUCUGACUCAGAGCAGGACGGGCAGGCGUCGGGCGGGAACGACUUCGGUAGCGAUGACUGGAUCUUCACCAUCAGAGAGAAGGACCCCAAGAAGCUGCAGAACGGGGAGGGACAGUCGGGGGCAACAGAGACAAAAGACAUUCCAAAGAGGCCUUAUUCACAGAGCCUGGGCACAGUCAUCUCUCCUGCAUUAGCCGAGCUGAAGGCCAGACAGGAGCAGGUGAACGGGAACCCCAUGGUCCUGGACGAGCUGAGAGAGGCCAUCCUGCUGGCUGAGGAGUCCUACCCCGGCAUCGCCGACUCCCUGGUGGCUCACAUGGUCAACAGGCUCCAGAGUUUCUCCACAGGCAGGACGUCCUCCUCCUCCCCUUAGUGACCCGGCUCUCCGGCCCAGCUCUGCUCUCCCAGCCCCCCCUCCCACCUCCUCCCUCCACCUUCCCCCCCAACACCACAGCCAGGUCAGAGGGUUAAGAGUCAGGGGUCACAUCAUUCAAUACCAGCUGACCGUGUUUGGCCUCCCUUGUGAGCGUGGGGCAGGGGGGGGGACGCUAACCUAGCCUGUAAAAAUUAUUGAACUCCAAACACUCAAAGGAGGAAAACCAGAAACUCUGGAGAGCUUCUUUUAGUCACUUACAAGAGGAGAAGUUGAUGGGGGGGAGAGGAAGAGCUGGGGGGGGCAGCAGAAGCUACUGAAGCAUCCUGCUGUGGACCCUGGAGCGAUGGGACAUAAAGUCAGAGCAACCCGCCUGAAAAAAACAGCCAAGUCAGACUCUAAGCUCUGUGUAUGCCAGACUUCUCCAGCCUCACACCGCAGAGUCUCCACAUGGAGGAGAGCUGAAAUAACCCCCCCCAACCCCCCACCGCCAAAAAAAACAAGACAAGACUUCAAUCCCCCUUUUAAUGCAGGCAUCAUAUCCCCGGAACCUCUGAAAAGCAUGCUUGAUGAACCUGCAGGGAUAUUAUCUUAGUGUGCAAGCUGCGUGUGUGUGUGUCUGUCUGUCUGUCUGUCUGUGUGUGUGUGUGUGUGUGUGUGUGUGUGUGUGUGUGUGUGUGUGUGUGU
This is a messenger RNA of Scomber scombrus (Atlantic mackerel), 2688 nucleotides long. RefSeq names its product serine/threonine kinase 24b (STE20 homolog, yeast) (gene stk24b). The transcript has 12 exons. Bases 652 to 2001 code for a protein of 449 amino acids. NCBI's taxonomy places the organism in Eukaryota, Metazoa, Chordata, Actinopteri, Scombriformes, Scombridae. The record is from RefSeq and is a predicted model, not a curated record. Gene Ontology annotation, biological process: protein phosphorylation. Gene Ontology annotation, molecular function: ATP binding; protein kinase activity.